Messenger RNA from Miscanthus lutarioriparius, 1668 nucleotides. Lineage: Eukaryota; Viridiplantae; Streptophyta; Magnoliopsida; Poales; Poaceae. The record is from the annotation of a GenBank genome assembly.
AUGGACGACGGCGAUAGUGUCGUCCGGAGCGUCGACAAGGCCGGCGCCGCCCCGGGCGACGACGGCAGCGCGACACCGCUCCCGGAGACGGUUCAAAUUGGCAAUUCGCCUACUUACAGACUUGACAGAAAGCUUGGAAAGGGAGGAUUUGGGCAAGUAUAUGUUGGUCGCCGUAUUUCCUCUCCUAGUGUUAGUGACAGGACGCCCGGUGCAAAUGCUUUAGAGGUUGCAAUCAAAUUUGAACAUCGAACCAGCAAAGGUUGCAACUAUGGUGCUCCUUAUGAGUGGCAAGUUUACAACACUCUUAGCGGAAUUCAUGGCGUACCAAGAGUACACUACAAAGGGAAGCAGGGAGAGUAUUAUAUCAUGAUUAUGGACAUGUUGGGGCCAAGCCUGUGGGAUGUUUGGAAUAAUAACUCUCACUCUAUGUCUGUUGAAAUGGUGGCUUGCAUUGCUAUAGAAGCAAUUUCCAUAUUGGAGAAGAUGCACUCAAAAGGGUACGUCCAUGGAGAUGUAAAACCUGAAAACUUUUUGCUUGGACCUCCAGGCACCCUAGAAGAGAAGAAACUUUUUCUUGUUGACCUUGGUUUAGCUACCAGAUGGAAAGACACUGGUACAGGAGAGCAUGUUGAAUAUGAUCAGAGGCCUGAUGUCUUCAGGUUUCCUUGUCUGCAAGAAAAGAUGGCAACUUCUCCGGAAUCUUUGUGUUGCUUUUGCCCACAACCUUUCCCACAAUUUAUUGAGUAUGUUGUGAACUUAAAGUUUGAUGAAGAACCAAACUAUGCAAAGUGCAUUUCUCUUUUUGAUGGCAUUGUUGGUCCAAACCCAGACAUAAGGCCAAUCAAUACAGAUGGUGCUCAGAAGGUAGGCCAGAAGAGAGGUCGCUUUAUGAUGGAGGAAGAUGAUGAUGAGCAGCCCAAAAAGAAGAUUAGGAUGGGAAUGCCUGCGACCCAAUGGAUUAGUGUUUACAAUGCCAGGCGGCCUAUGAAACAGAGGUAUCACUACAAUGUUGCAGACAGCAGGUUAGCUCAGCACAUUUCAAAGGGAAAUGAAGACGGCUUAUUUAUAAGCUCUGUUGCCUCUUGUUCUAAUCUGUGGGCUUUGAUAAUGGAUGCUGGCACUGGAUUUACUUCUCAAGUGUAUGAACUUUCUCCAUAUUUUCUUCACAAGGAAUGGAUAAUGGAGCAAUGGGAGAAGAACUUCUAUAUCACUGCGCUAGCAGGGGCAAACAAUGGCAGUUCACUGGUGAUCAUGUCGAGAGGAACACAAUAUGCCCAGCAGUCCUACAAAGUAAGCGACUCAUUCCCUUUCAAGUGGAUAAACAAAAAGUGGAAGGAGGGUUUUUAUGUUACUGCUAUGGCCACAGCUGGAAGUCGGUGGGCAGUGGUCAUGUCCCGGAAUUCUGGCUUUUCGGCACAGGUUGUGGAGCUUGACUUCUUGUAUCCAAGUGAGGGUAUCCAUCGACGCUGGGAUAAUGGAUUUCGCAUCACGUCUACUGCAGCUACAUGGGAUCAGGCAGCGUUUAUCUUCAGCAUCCCCAAAAGGAAACCUGCUGAUGAAAUACAGGAAACCCUAAGAACAUCUGCUUUCCCCAGUCAACAUGUGAAGGACAAAUGGGCGAAAAAUCUCUACUUAGCUUCCAUUUGCUAUGGAAGAACUGUGUCAUGA